AUGAUUCCUGUUCGCUCAGCAAUCCGAUCGGGACCUUAUCGGCGAUGUCGGCCGAGUACCCUCUCACCCCUCUCGACCCCCUCCCCACGAGCAUCGCUCAGUACGGUCGCGCGGCCGCUGGGUACCGCGCAAGCUGCUCCAUCCUCACGCGCCUUGCCACUGGCGAUCCGGAGCCUCCACUCGACCUCUUUGCUCGGGAAGGACAACAAGCGAUGGGUGAAUUCUGCGGAAUCGCCGAAUGGCAAGAACGCCGAGGAUGGCGAGGGGAGUUCAGAGGUGUCUGAGACGACAGAGAAGGCUGUAGACGGCGCAGAGGAGGCAGAGAGCUCCAAGGCCGCUGAGAAGCGUGCCAACGCUCAAAUCGACGCUGCUGGCGAGGCGUCUGCAGAGGUCAAGGCUUCUGCCUCUGGCUCUUCCUCCUCUGCUUCAUCCAGCUCCGCACCACCCGCUGCUGCUUCGUCAGCGGGCUCAGGCUCCGGAUCGGACUCGAGCUCUUCCCCUUCUCCCGAUUCCACCCCGAAAACAGGCAAGGAAAUAGCCAAGCCCUCGAUCCCGGAAUUUUACCCCCAGGUGCUCGCUCUUCCCAUUACCCGCCGCCCCCUCUUCCCCGGCUUCUACAAGGCCGUCACCAUCACCUCCCCGUCAGUCAUCAAGGCCAUCCGUGAGCUCCUGGCGCACGGUCAACCGUAUAUCGGGGCUUUCCUCCUGAAGGAUUCGGCGUCCGAUUCGGACGUCAUCACCUCGAUGGACCAGGUUCACCCCGUAGGUGUCUUUGCGCAGAUCACAUCGGUGUUUGGGUCGGCGGAGGCGAACAAGGGCGGAGAAGGCGGAGAGAGCAAGCCCGAGACGCUCACGGCGGUGUUGUAUCCCCAUCGACGGAUAAGGAUUGACGAGCUCGUGACGCAGAUCCCGGCACCGAGCGGGGAGCCGCUGAAGCUCGCGGAUGUGGUAGAUGCGGUGCAUAGGCAGGAGACGGAAGAGGAUGUGCCGAGCUUUGAGAAGGGGGUGCCGAGUGUUGAGGAGGUCAAGGAGGAUCUGGGAUCCGCUGCAGAGUCGAAAGAGCAGUCAGGUGAGCUUUCCGAAACACCUUCAAACCCACCAUCUCCCGUUGCGUUCCUCCACGGGCUCCUCCCCAACAUCUCCCUCACGAAUGUUUCGAACAUGACGAUCGAGCCGUACAAGAAGGACUCGCAGACCGUCCGGGCGAUUAUGAGCGAGUUGAUUUCGGUGUUCAAGGACAUCGCUCAGCUCCAGCCAAUCUUCCGAGAACAAAUCACCAGCUUUACCAUGUCCAACUCUACCGCCAACGUCUUUGACGAGCCGGAUAAGCUCGCUGAUUUCGCUGCCGCCGUAUCGACCGGCGACGUUCACGAUCUUCAAUCCGUCCUCGAGUCCAUGUCGGUCGAGGACCGUCUUCAACAAUCUCUCCUCAUCCUCAAAAAGGAGUUGAUCAAUGCGCAACUCCAGAAUAAGAUUUCGCGCGAUGUGGAGAGCAAGAUCCAGAAGCGCCAGAGAGAAUAUUAUCUCAUGGAGCAGCUCAAGGGGAUCAAGAAGGAAUUGGGGAUGGAGAGUGAUGGGAAGGACAAGCUGGUCGAAAGGUUCAAGGAGAAGGCGAGCAAGCUGGCGAUGCCCGAGGGAGUACGGAAGGUGUUUGAUGAGGAGAUCAAUAAGUUGAUGCACCUCGAACCGGCCGCGAGCGAGUUCAAUGUUACACGAAACUACCUCGACUGGCUUACGCAAGUCCCGUGGGGCGUUCACUCGCCCGAGAACUUCGACAUCAACCACGCUAUCAAGGUGCUGGACGAGGACCACUAUGGGUUGAAGGACGUCAAGGACCGGAUUCUCGAGUUCUUGGCGGUGGGCAAGCUGAGGGGGACGGUAGAGGGGAAGAUUAUCUGUCUGGCUGGACCUCCAGGUGUAGGAAAGACCAGUAUUGGGAAGAGUAUUGCUCGGGCACUGGGACGGCAAUUUUACCGGUUCUCCGUCGGUGGUCUGCACGAUGUGGCCGAAAUCAAGGGUCACAGGCGGACAUAUGUUGGUGCUAUGCCCGGAAAGCCUAUUCAGGCGCUCAAAAAGGUGGCCACCGAAAACCCUCUGAUCCUGAUCGAUGAAGUCGACAAGAUCGGACGGGGACAUAACGGUGACCCCGCCUCGGCCCUGCUCGAGAUGCUCGACCCCGAACAAAACUCCUCUUUCCUCGAUCACUACAUGGAUGUACCCGUCGAUCUCUCUCGCGUCCUCUUUGUCUGUACCGCCAAUGUCCUCGACACCAUCCCCGCUCCGCUUCUGGACCGAAUGGAGGUCCUGGAGGUCAGCGGAUACGUCUCGGCGGAGAAGAUGAACAUUGCGGAGAGGUAUCUCAGUCCCCAGUCCAAGGAGUCGAGUGGGCUCAAGGACGUCAAUAUCGAGUUGGAACCGGCGGCGAUCCAGGAUCUGAUCAGGUAUUACUGCCGAGAGAGUGGGGUGCGGAACCUCAAGAAGCAGAUUGAGAAGAUCUACCGGAAAGCCGCCUUCAAGAUCGUCUCAGAUCUCGGCGAGCUUGGUCUACCCGAACCAGAGGCGCCAACACCGUCCACCGCAGCCGAUGUUCGGACAGUCGACUCUCAGCUCCCCGACACCAAACCUACCGAUGAGCUCCUCCCUGCCGAUGGUGUCUCACCUACCGUCAAGCCCGCGGCAGAAUCAGACGCAACAGACAAGGACGGCAAGACGACCGUUACUACCACUCCUCGAGCACCGCUCAAGAUCCCCGAGACUGUCACUGUCCGGGUGACGCAGGAGAAUCUGAGAGACUACGUCGGUCCCCCUAUCUACCACAAGGAUAGGCUGUAUACGUCGGCACCGCCUGCGGGAGUCAGUACGGGUUUGGGAUACCUGGGUAAUGGGUCUGGAGCGGUCAUGCCUAUCGAAGUGACUUCCAUGCCAGGGAAGGGUGGCCUGCAGCUGACCGGUAAACUCGGAGAGGUCAUCCGUGAAUCUGCCCAGAUUGCGCUUUCUUGGGUCAAGUCCAACUCUUAUGCUUUGGGCGUGACAAAGUCGGAGGCGGAGAUGAUGCUCAAUGAUCGGGAUUUGCACUUGCACAUGCCUGAAGGGGCAAUAGGCAAGGAGGGACCAUCAGCGGGAACGGCGAUCCUUACUGCAUUCGUGUCGUUGUUCACAAAGACAAAGGUGGAUCCUGAUGUGGCGAUGACGGGGGAGAUUUCGCUCUUGGGUCAGGUGCUGCCUGUUGGCGGACUGAAGGAGAAAAUAUUGGCAGCGCACAGAGCAGGCAUCAAGAAAUUGAUCGUCCCAGCUGCGUGCAAGUCGGACAUCGACGAGAACGUCCCGGAUUCGGUCAAGUCGGGCAUUGAAUUCGUGUUCGUCGAGGAGGUCCGACAGGUUAUACAUGAGGUGUUCAAGGGGUCGGAGUCGGCCAAGAGGUGGUUGGAGACAUUACCGGCCGAGAAGGAGCCGGAGCGGGUCAGCGUGCCAUGA
This is a messenger RNA of Dioszegia hungarica, 3474 nucleotides long. Its product is annotated as putative mitochondrial Lon domain protease. The coding region runs from base 1 to 3474 and encodes 1157 amino acids. Gene Ontology annotation, cellular component: mitochondrial matrix. Gene Ontology annotation, biological process: protein quality control for misfolded or incompletely synthesized proteins; protein catabolic process; chaperone-mediated protein complex assembly. The transcript has 11 exons. The record is from RefSeq and is a predicted model, not a curated record. Gene Ontology annotation, molecular function: ATP-dependent peptidase activity; ATP binding; ATP hydrolysis activity. NCBI's taxonomy places the organism in Eukaryota, Fungi, Basidiomycota, Tremellomycetes, Tremellales, Bulleribasidiaceae.